GAGAUAUAAUGCAUCCCAGGACGAGGCUCACAGUUUGCUCGGACUGCCUGUCUCUAUUGCGAAGACCUCGAACGUCGCAUAUCAGACUCCCGGCUCAGUCGCCAUGGAAUUACUGUAGCUUUGGCACAGCUUCGUGCCAACCACGAGCCCAUCGAAGCACGAGAGCGCAAAAUGCUGGCAUACGGCAAAUCAGACAUCUCGCCGCCCAGGCUGCACAGCAACAACAGCCGCCCGCGCCAUAUCAGGCGGCCGAUCUGACUUCGAUCCAUAAUCGCGUGCAGGAGCUGGCCAGGUCAGUGCUGAAGCCUGACGAUGGAAAGAUUCCAGCCGAAGAGCGAAUCCUCUACGUACUGGAGCAGCUCGAAUAUCUGGCCAAGCUUAUAUUGGACGAACGAGUGGCAUCGGAGCCAAGCACAAGCACUCGACAAAAGCCCAUUUCCCGUACGCAACAGAAAGCGAGUGCGACUUCAGCACUGCUAGGUAGUGUCAACGCAAGGGCAUACCCAGUCUCAAUCACUCGCGCCUCUAUCCUGAGCUCCAUUUCUGAGAAGGCAGAAGAGAUCGUUCGUCAUCCAGACGUCUUUAUCUCCCCGGGAGUGCUGAAAGCGUAUGUCAGUCUUCAGAGCUUACUGCAUCAGCCAUCCUCAUUUCCAGACGUCUUCGAUCUCUAUGCGCGAAAGGCAAUACCGAUUCAAAAAGGAAAUACCAUCACAUAUUCGUCAGCAUCACCGGAUCAGAUCAAGUCUGCCGUGCCAGGCGAAACCGCAAAAGCGGCAUUGCAUGCUGCCAUUGAAGCCCAUGACUUGCCUCUGGCAGUGGACAUCAUCUCCACCACGUACUGUACGCCAGCUUUCAAAAAAGCCAAGACAUUCAGACAAGCAGCAUUUCCAAUUGUCGGACUAGGAGUUGCUCCACUUGCUGCAUUGACUUUGAGCACCACAUUCGCAAAUCUGCAGCAGACAAUGGACACUAGCAUGGCUACCGGGAUCGCCUUUGCUGGAACUAUGACCUACGUCGGAGCCGUUGCAAUGGUCGGUUACGUCGCGGUGACCACGGCAAAUGACCAGAUGGACCGAGUCGUGUGGGCCUCCGGCGUGCCGCUAUGGGAGCGUUGGGUUCGAGAAGACGAAAGAGCAGCUAUCGACAGAGUAGCAGGAGCCUGGGGUUUCAAAGAGGUUGACAAGAGAGGCGAAGAGGAAGGUGAAGACUGGGAGGCUUUGCGUGAAUGGAUUGGCUCGAGAGGCAUGGUUUUGGACAAGGUCAGCUUGAUGGAAGGCAUGGAAUGAAGACAUACCCAAACGUCGUUCCAUUCUGGCUUCCAGAGACACGAGGCAUCUCCCACUUGAUCGCUGAAUCGCAGGACUUCUGCACCGCGUCUUGUCGAGUGGUACAGAGACGAAAUAGGACUAUGAAACUCAGACCAGAAGUUUGCUACUGUG
Molecule: messenger RNA, 1439 nt
Organism: Pseudocercospora fijiensis CIRAD86
Lineage: Eukaryota; Fungi; Ascomycota; Dothideomycetes; Mycosphaerellales; Mycosphaerellaceae
Exons: 1
Coding region: 9-1286 (425 amino acids)
Source: RefSeq, a predicted model, not a curated record